AUGGGACAAUUUGGAUGUCGAUUAUGCUUUAUUGAUGAUAAUACAUUCAUCUUCUAACCUUAUGAUAAAGAUUAGAUGAAUGUUUUUGAGAUGAAUAGUACUAAUAAAUAGUAUACAAUGACCAAGUAUAUUCCAGUAAAAGGAGGUUUAGAUAAAUAUUUGUUUCCUUAAUAAUAUAAAAUCAAAAUGUAUCCUUGUGAAUAAAAAUGGAUCAUAGGUGAAUUUAAUAAGGAAAAAACAAAAUGGAGAUUUUAUAUUAGAGUGAUCUAUUGA
Paramecium sonneborni is the source of this 273-nucleotide messenger RNA. The record is from the annotation of a GenBank genome assembly. NCBI's taxonomy places the organism in Eukaryota, Ciliophora, Oligohymenophorea, Peniculida, Parameciidae.